CUAAAUCCACAACAGUAAAAUCAGUCUGUAUAUGUAGUAAAAUAUGCUUGUUAUACUCACUGUGGAACGUAAGGGGUUAAUCCUCUGCAUUGUGUAAAAAAAGAUGUUUGAUCCUGUCUUCUCUGUCCCCAAUCCAUCUGCUGAUAAAACAGAGCCUUGGGGCAAGCUGCACGUGCUCAGUUUUCUGUGUAUUGCUAGAGAGGUUUUUUUUUUUUUGGCAGAGUGCAUGUGAUCAGCACAGGGCCAAUCAGCACUGUCCAGUCAGAGGGUCAGGGGUCCUGCAGCUUCAUAGGACAAU
This is a messenger RNA of Staurois parvus, 298 nucleotides long. The record is from the annotation of a GenBank genome assembly. Lineage: Eukaryota; Metazoa; Chordata; Amphibia; Anura; Ranidae.